Molecule: messenger RNA, 1366 nt
Organism: Melospiza melodia melodia
Lineage: Eukaryota; Metazoa; Chordata; Aves; Passeriformes; Passerellidae
Gene: TREM2
Product: triggering receptor expressed on myeloid cells 2
Exons: 4
Coding region: 188-835 (215 amino acids)
Cellular component (GO): cell surface
Molecular function (GO): signaling receptor activity
Source: RefSeq, a predicted model, not a curated record
AGCCCACGAGGGCAAUGCCUGUUCCUGGAGCAUUGCUCAAUGUGCAGGAUGAAGAGGAUGCCAAGUUCCUGUGCUCCUUCCUUCCGUCACAGCGAGCAGGGGGAGAGGAGCUGCCCCUGGGCUGGGCCAGCUCGCUCCUCUCCUGCUCCUCUCCUGCUCCUCUCCUGCUCCUUCUCUGCUCAGCCCCAUGGAGAAGCUCCUGAACCUCACCUUGCUCUUCCUGUCAGCAUCCUGCGCUGCCGAGAACGUCACCGUGGUGGCCGUGGAGGGCGACACCAUUUCCAUCAACUGCUCAUACGACGCGCGGCAGUGGUGGCGGGACAAGAGCUGGUGCCGCCAGCUGGGCCGGGGGCGCUGCCAGCCCGUGGUGAGCGCGCCGCCCGCCUGGCUGCCCCUGCCCAGGCCCAGCCGGGGCAGCACCUCCAUCAGGGACGACGCCCGCGCCGGGCUGCUCACCGUCACCAUGCGGGGCCUGCGCCGGCGCGACGCGGGGCUCUACCAGUGCCAGACGGGGUUCCUGGGCCACACGCGGAGCCUCAGGAGGGUGCGGGUGGAGGUGCUGGCAGCUGACCUGGUGACCCACGUGCCAGAGGAGCCCAGAGCUGUGCAGAGCAUCUCCAGGUCCCCUCCUGAUGUGGAUUUCACUGUUUUCUACAUCCUGGCUGGAUUCCUGGUGGCCAAGUUCAUGGUGGCUGUGCUGGUCGGUGCUGUUGCCCACAGCAGGAAGAACAGGGAGAGAGGGCAGAACCCAGAACUGGGUGAGCAGCAGGAGCUCCCAGUCCCUGCUGACCUUGGACAUGAUGGAAUCGGCCUCUCCUGGGAGAGCUCUGCAUGAGCCAAGCCAAAGGAAUCCGUGGAAAAGGCAAAUCCAUGGAAAAGGCCACCUGCCAUAAGGAAAGGACCACUACUAAACACAGGUCUGGAAGAACCUGUCACUCUGGAGAGGUUCCCAUCUUCUUCAUCACCUCUUCCCCUUGGUGUCUCAUCCCCAGGCAGUUAUUCCAGACCUCAUUCCCAGGACCAUUCCAUCAUGCUCUGAACUGACACCCAUCAGCUUCCUGUCACCUCAGGUGACAAAUUCUGUCUUUCCAAGGGGAGGAAGAGCAGCUCCCAAAAGCUGCUUUGGACAGUGGGGAUGGUUGGAGAAAACCCCUGUUGGAAAGGGCUGAGGAACUGCAGGACACACCAGGACAGGGAUGGGGUCUCCUUGCACCUCUGAGGCAGCUUCUCCUCUCUGAAGGGACUUUGUGAACACAGGAAUUGUCUCUCUGUUGUUCUCCCUGUGUUUUCUCCCAGGCUCCCGAACCCGUGGGCACUCACGUUUCUUUUUCCCUGCAAAACUGAAUAAAAUCCAGCUGAUUCUCUG